Phaedon cochleariae (mustard beetle) is the source of this 2863-nucleotide messenger RNA. The record is from the annotation of a GenBank genome assembly. NCBI's taxonomy places the organism in Eukaryota, Metazoa, Arthropoda, Insecta, Coleoptera, Chrysomelidae.
AUAGUCGCUGUUUGUUUUCGAGGUUAGGUUAUGUGAUAUUUUCAAAAACGAGAAAAAACUUCAAAAUCGUGAUAAAACCCGGAAAAUCCAAAUACAAUGGCUCAGAAAGAUGAAAAUAAGAUCGAAAUAGAUCCAGAGUAUAUAAGGCACAACAGAGCAUUAAGAAAAGCUGAAGAGAAAGAAAAAGAAGAAAACAAGGUUACUUCCGAAAAGGUGUCUAAAAUAGUAUCUGAAAUAUUUGAUGGAGAAUUGGCCGCAAGACAGAAACAACUAGAAGAAAUUGAAGAUAAAGUAACCAAAGCCCAGAAAUUACUUCACUUGGUGCGCUAUGUAUUGAUAACUUCUUAUUACAAUAAAAAAAAUCUAGAAGUCAAAACCACUGAAGAAAGUAUUAGUAAGGGAUUUGAUAAUCAAAAUAGAAUCCAUCCUGCUUUGAAGAAGUUACUGGGUACUAAUUCUGGCCUAGGUGUUUUUACUUCUGGAAAACGCAGAAUUGCCUCCAAGAACUGUGAUAUUUCUGAACCUGCAACCUCUCAAGACACAAAAAAGUUGAAAUUAGAUAGAGCUGAAUCCUCAGGAACACAAUCUGUAGACAGCAAUCAAAAUUGUUUAAGAAACAGAAAGAGAAAACAACAUAGAUUAGUGAUUGGUAAUAUAUCCAAAUGGAUGCCUUCCUCAGAAGAUGAUAAUACAACCCACAAAUGGAUGAUGUAUGUGAGAGGUGGGAAAGAUCAGCCUGAAAUUUCACAUAUCAUUGAAAAGGUUGUUUUUUAUUUACACCCUUCCUACAGGCCCCAUGAUGUUAUAGAAGUUAGUGAAUCUCCAUUUCACUUGACAAGAAGAGGUUGGGGGGAGUUUCCCCUAAGAGUCCAAAUUUUCUUCAAGUGUCCUUUAAACAAACCAAUAAGUAUUGUACAUAAUUUGAAAUUAGAUAAGACAUAUACUGGCAGACAAACAUUAGGUAAUGAAACGAUUGUGGACGUAUACCUUCAUGACAACUCGCCACUCAAACCGCACACAAUUUCAAGACCUCCAGAAUCUCCAUCGAAUCCCCUACCAAUCAGUGAACCAGAAGAAACUGAAAGAAACGAUUACUACGUACCACCACCCGUCUUGCAGGCGACAAAUAAUAUCCUGGAAAAAACUGCAUUGUCUGAUACGAAAAUCGAAGCAGAUUUAUUGAUCUUCAACUAUGACCAACCGGCUGAAUCGCCAGACCUGAAUUCCUUCUCGGACUCUGGAAUAGCCAGGUCUGAUUCCACCCCGACGAAUUCAGAUUUCGUCACAACCUUGUCCGAUUCAGCUUUCGGCCACUCAGACACUGCUUCUGUGAGCUAUGAGCACGACUAUUGCCAGGACAAUGACAUUAUUGAAGAGAUAUUCGUCGAUAAUGGAAUUGAAGUGCAGGAUGAUGGGUUUUUGGAUUAUUUACACUUUGAGCAUUCCUACAGCUUGCCAGGUGACUGGGAGAGCUCCAGUGAUAAGCAUUUUAAAGCUGAUGGGAUGAGUGGGGACUGUAUUUUCAACCUCAAAGAUCCUGUCUCCAAUGAAACUAUGACCUCUAAUGGCUCUAAUGACAAAAAUAACCACGAAAAUAAACCUACAACGAACGGACACUCAGAACCAGAAUCUCACUUGGAAACUGACACAAAAUUACUAGUCAGAAAUAGCAAAUACAAGGUUAUGUUACCAGAGAAUAAGUUCAAAUGUGUGGGAGAGGCGAUGCCCUAUUUGUUGAGAAGGCUUCCUUUGUGGCACGAAUCGGCCCAACUUGAGGAAUUCAAGAUGAUCUAUCCUUUUAUGGCAACAUCUAGACAAGAAUUUGACAGCUGGAAUAUUGGAAAACGUCUUAAUUCAGAGUGGAAUCGAGCGAGAGAAUUAAAGAAACUGUUACACGAAACUUUUCCCACUUUGAAAAAGUGGAGCACGAAAGCUUGUCUGAUGUAUGCCAGGUCUCACGGGUACCACUUCUCUCUGAGGAAUUUAGGAAACUUUUUCCGAAAAGAUUCGGCAGAGUUGAGGCUUAUCAAUACGUGUUUUGUGGCAAAUUCGCAGAAGGAUGGGAUUCGUGCUGAGAGACAAGAUAAAGUUGAUGUCAAUGUCAACGUUGACAUUAUGUCAGAGGAAGAGAAGAUCACUGCCCAACAGUACCCGCGAGUAGACAUGUCUGACCCCGCCCUGAAACACCACUGCACGUUCGUCAAGGAAUCGGCGCUGGACUGCGGCAUCGUUCUGAAACCUGAAGAAUUAGUAGAGGGCGUCGUGGUCAAUGGAGCCGAGAGGAUGAUCCUGGAAGCGGUCAAGUGCUUCGCGGAGAGUUUGGUCAGGAGGGCGAACCACCAUGCUGUGUGUGCGGCAAAGGAAUCUAGUGAAAAUAAUUGUGAUAUUACCAAACAAGAAAUCGAAAUGGCUUUGAAAGAUCGACCCGAAUUCCAGACUAUUAGAGACUUCCAACUGAAGAAACGUGAAAUUGAUUUCUUCUCCUAAUCAAUUGGAUACAAUUCAGUCAUGAAUGGCAGGGAUAUUAGUAGUUGUAUCAUCUGGAUUUUUUUUCGUACCUGAGAAUGAAAAUAAAUUCACUAUAGUACCAUGAAGGUAACUCAUAGUAUUUUUUUUCAAUUUCAGCAGUGAAAAAAUCAAAUUACCUUAGUGUAAUAAAUGUAAGACUGCACUGUUUGCUUAGGCUGUCUAUUGAUGAUUGUGCACUAUAAAACUGAAAAUAAUUGCGAUCCUCUGAAAAUAUAGGAGAAAUGGCCAGCUUGAAUGAUAAUAACUGGUUAAAAACUAUGGUUAAUUCAAUAAAAUAGUCUAUAGAGCAGUUCAGCUAGCGCUGAGAGAGAAAGAAAAUGUCUUCCCCAUCUGU